AUGAGUGAAGAAGACAGCGCAUCGAAAGGCCCAGAGCCUCAAAAGAAAGAAUCCAAUGGCCCUGUUGUCUCUGGACGUAUCAUCAACUGUGUGCCUCAAUUGCCGUAUAAGAUCAGUCGUAACGACAAAUACUCAGCGUCGCGCGGCGACAAUGCCUCUGAGGAAUGGAAUAUGGAGCCCAUAAGUGGCAACAGUGCUCUGUAUUCGUCGCUGUACCUUCUGCGCGACUCUCCUGACUGGGAGGAACACGUCGUUGGGUGGACCGGCGAAAUCGACCCCGGAAACGCGUUUUCUUACAUCGCGCCCACUGAUUCGCAAAAAAACACCAAAGACGCUACUGAAGACUUGAAAUACAACUCUCGGGAGCUCAACGAGGACCCUCUGUAUCUGUCAAUGGAGCAGAAACGUGUCAUGGCCGAAAAACUGCAAAAUCAGGAGGACUCGAAAAAUAGAAUGACCGUGCACCCCGUGUGGCUAUUACGCAGAGACCAGCGUCGCUGGCGUGGAUACGCUGAAAACGUAGUGUGGCCGGCAUUGCACUACAUCUUAAACGCUCCGUCGGAUGGUCAAAAGGAAAACACUUGGUGGUACGACUAUGUCAAGUUCAAUGAGGCCUACGCUGCUAAGGUGGCACAGAUCUAUAAGCCGGGUGAUAUCAUCUGGGUCCACGACUACUAUCUCAUGCUACUUCCACAGCUUUUGCGCAUGCGGUUCGGCGAUGCUGUGAUCGCGUACUUCCACCACGCGCCAUGGCCCAGUAACGAAUAUUUCAGGUGUUUGUCCAAGCGUAAACAAUUAUUGGAUGGUAUCCUAGGAAGCGAUCGUGUGUGUUUCCAAAACGACGGUUUCGCCCGCCAUUUCGUGUCGGGAUGCAAAAGACUGCUAGAUUCCACUUCUACCAAAAAUAAGACCCAAAACAAAGGAAAGGAAGAAUGGUUGAUCAGCGCCUACGGUGGUGACGUAGUGGUGGACUCUUUACCAACCGGUGUCAAUACGGAGCAAAUCUUGCAUAAUGCGUUCACAUCUGAUAUCGACGCCAAAGUCGAAACGAUCAAGGCUGCAUACGAGGGGAAAAAGAUCAUUUUCGGAAGAGACAGAUUGGAUACCGUUCGAGGCGUUGUUCAAAAGCUUCAGGCAUUUGAGGCCUUUUUGGCUAUGUACCCAGAGUGGAGGGAUAAAGUUGUUUUAAUUCAAGUGAGCAGACCAACGUCCACUGACAACGCGCUCAAGCUUGAACAGCAAGUCAACGAUCUUGUGAACUCCAUUAACUCUCAAUACGGGUCUUUGAAUUUCUCUCCGGUACAGCACUACCACAUGCGCAUCCCAGAAGACGUGUAUUACUCUUUGUUGAGGGCCGCAGAUCUUUGCCUGGUCACCAGCGUCAGAGAUGGCAUGAACACCACUGCUUUGGAAUAUGUCACAGUCAAGAGCAGAUCUUCUAAGCAAAGCUGCUACGCCAAUCCGCUAGUGCUGAGUGAGUUCUCCGGUACAAGCACCGUGCUAAAGGGCGCUCUUCUUGUAAACCCAUGGGACUCGGUUGCAGUUUCAAAGGCCAUCAAAAAUGCUUUGUCAAUGACGUCGCAAGAGAAAGCCACUUUAGAAAAAAAACUGUGGUCUAAAGUGCCAACUACACAAGAUUGGAAUGCUCGUUUUUUGAAGAGAAUGGUCGCAAUUGCUGAGAGGAAGGACUCCGACGAUAGCAAGAUCACACCUGCUUUGAACCGCCCAUUGCUGCUGCGUACGUAUCGCGCCUCGAAACGCCGUUUGUUCCUUUUCGAUUAUGACGGGACUUUAACGCCAAUUGUCCAAGAUCCGGCUGCUGCUAUUCCGAGCGCCAAGCUUUUCAAGAUUUUAUCAAAAUUGGCGUCAGACCCUAACAACCAAAUUUGGAUCAUCUCCGGAAGAGAUCAAAAAUUUUUGUCUAAAUGGCUAGGAUCGCGUAUGCCGCAGUUGGGUCUAAGUGCGGAACAUGGCUGCUUUAUGAAAGACGUAGCUUCAGAAGAUUGGGUUAAUUUGACUACAAAGGUUGACAUGUCAUGGCAAGAAAAAGUUCACGAAGUAAUGGAUCAGAUCACUGUACAAACGCCAGGAUCGUUUGUAGAGAAGAAGAAGGUUGCUGUUACAUGGCAUUACAGACGUGCUGAUCCCGAACAAGGUGAAUUCUAUGCCGCAAAGCUGAAAAAGACUCUUGACGGAUUUGCUGCUGAUUUGGGUUUGGAGGUCAUGGAGGGUAAAGCGAAUGUAGAAGUUCGUCCAAAAUUCGUCAAUAAGGGUGAAAUUGUCAAAAGACUCGUCUGGCACCCGCUGGGUGAAAAGCAAUUGUACGACGACGAUGGCUUCAAGAUUGAUGAAAGUGUACCCAAAGAUCGCUUACCAGAGUUUAUUUUGUGUCUCGGAGACGACUUUACGGAUGAGGAUAUGUUUGCACAACUGAACAGCAUUGAAAGCGUCUGGGAAAAGAAGUUUCCAGAUGACAGGAACGAAUGUGGGCAUUAUGGAUUCUAUCCUGUGACUGUCGGGUCUGCUUCGAAGAAAACGGUGGCUAAGGCUCAUUUAACAGACCCUCAGCAAGUGUUGGACACACUAGGGCUCCUAGUGGGUGAUGUUUCUCUAUUUCAGAGUGCAGGCACUGUCGACUUAGAUGAUCGUGGUCAUAUUAAAGACAGCGAGAGUAGUAUGAAAUCCGAACAAGCUGGUGUUGCUUAUAACAUGAGAAGGUCUGCUUCAUUGAAAGAUAGCACGUAG
Messenger RNA from Lachancea meyersii CBS 8951, 2745 nucleotides. The record is from the annotation of a GenBank genome assembly. Lineage: Eukaryota; Fungi; Ascomycota; Saccharomycetes; Saccharomycetales; Saccharomycetaceae.